Molecule: messenger RNA, 3780 nt
Organism: Amphiprion ocellaris (clown anemonefish)
Lineage: Eukaryota; Metazoa; Chordata; Actinopteri; Pomacentridae
Gene: brinp3a.2
Product: bone morphogenetic protein/retinoic acid inducible neural-specific 3a, tandem duplicate 2
Exons: 9
Coding region: 948-3230 (760 amino acids)
Biological process (GO): negative regulation of mitotic cell cycle; positive regulation of neuron differentiation
Source: RefSeq, a predicted model, not a curated record
GGGAGAGCUGAGGCGCCCAUGCCUGUUAUCUGCUGAGCGCCUACCUACAAUUUCUACAGGAUCUGGAUCCUCCGCUGCUGCGCUCCUCCACAGCGAUGCGGAGUAGGCGGGUCAAGUCGGAAAAAACGGCGCUGGGGCGGAAUUCGCAACGGGAUAUUUAACAGUCUUCGUGGGGCGACUGUCCGCGUCCCGGUAGCCGCAUUCCGUCGCAUCUGUCUGACGCCGGACUCCGGCGGUUUGUGUCUGAAAGAAUUGCGCCAAGGCGCCUUUUUAAUCUUCUGAUCAUCAGCUUCUUUGCGCUCCGUGAGUCUCUCUCCACCUCCUCUCUCCUCCUCCUCCUCGGCUCUUCUCUUGACUACAUCUCCUGCCGGAUGAUUUCAUUUUGUAAAGUCAUUAUCCCCAGAAAGGUCAAAGCUUCUCCUUCUAGGAACGCAGAAUUACUCUGGGAUAAGCCGACUGUCACCCCAAGCGCAUCCCGACCGCUUCCUCAAAGUUUCUCACUGGUGUAGAACCGUGCGUCGGAUUUGUCCGGAGCAGCCUUCCUCACCAAUCACUUUUACCUCUUUUCGGAUCCCUGAGUGUGUACGGGUGUUUUUUUUUUUUUUUUUUUUUUUUUGGAGUGCUGUUUCUGUUUUUUUCUUUUCUUUUCUCCACGGAGUUCCUACUGAGCCCCGACAAACUGUGAAAUGAGUUUCUCUCCAAUUUCGGCAAUUGAGAGCCAUCGAGAUUCAGACAGAAAAUGGGAAAUACUGAGUUAAACUUUAUCUGCUGUUCCAAACCGCGGUGUUCGGGGGGCGUUGAGGUGAUGCAGGUCCCCCGGUCAUCCCAGUGGAGGAGCCAGUUAAUGAUGAGUGUCUCUGGCUGCUGAACGCCCCCCUCCCACCGCCACCACCACCACCACCACCACCACCACCACCCUCGUCCCUCCUCCCCUCCCUCCAUCUCUGAUGGCUCUAUGGGGCGUCGUCAGCCUCAGCCUUCACUGCUGGGUGUGUUUACGGUCCGGUGUAACGGCAACGGCGGCGACAGCCAGCCUCCCCAAUGACAAACCCGGGGGACCUCUGGACUGGCUCCUGUCUGAUAAGGGGCCCUUCCAUCACUCCCCUGAGUACAUCGACUUUGUGGAGAAGAACCGGCAAGGCUUCUCCACCAGAUACAAGAUAUAUAGGGAGUUUGGGAGAUGGAAGGUGAACAACUUGGCAGUGGAAAGGAGAGAUUUCCUGGAGUCUCCGUUACCUUUGACCCCUGAGUUCAUCAGGAACAUUCGACUCCUGGGCCGCCGGCCCGCCACCCAGAUGAUCACUGACAACCUGAUCAGGAAAUAUGGAACUCACUUCCUGUUGUCAGCUACACUGGGAGGAGAAGAGGCCUUAACAAUAUUUGUGGAUAAGAGGAAACUGAGUAAGAAAGCAGAGGUGAGCGACUACUCGGGUAACUCCUCCACUGUGACUCUGGAAGCUCUGCACCAGCUGGCUGCCUCCUACUUCAUCGACAGGGAGAGCACUCUGCGCAAGCUGCACCACAUCCAGAUCGCCUCCACUGCCAUCAAGGUGACAGAGACACGAACUGGUCCUCUUGGUUGCAGUAACUAUGACAACCUUGACUCUGUCAGCUCUGUGCUGGUUCAGAGCCCUGAAAAUAAAGUCCAGCUGCAAGGCUUGCAAGUGAUCCUUCCAGACUACUUGAGAGAAAGUUUUGUGCAGGCUGCUCUGAGCUACAUAGCCUGCAAUGGAGAGGGUGAGUUUGUCUGCAAGGACAAUGACUGCUGGUGCAGCUGUGACCCCAAGUUCCCAGAAUGCAACUGCCCCUAUAUGGACAUCCAAGCCAUGGAGGAGAGCCUGGAGAGGAUCACAGAGACAUGGGGGUUGCUCUAUAAAGAAUUUGAAGAAUCAGAUGAAUUCAAAGCCUUCUAUGCAAGGCUGCCUCAGAACUAUUUCCUGAACGUGUCAACCAUACAACACUUGUGGUCCUUGGACAGCCUGUUCCAGUGGCGAUAUGAACAGUUGGAGAACAGCAUGCGGGUCCUCUCCAGACGAGCCCAGAGAGUCAUCUUCAAGCUCUUCAGCCUCAGUAAAAGAUGUCACCGACAGCCCCAAGUCCGCAUACCAAGAGAACGGCCUCAGUCCUACUGGCUGAGCCACUUCCAGUCUCUCCUGUAUUGCUCAGAGAACAACCAGCUUGGUACAUUCUCAGAGGAGCUCCACAGCUGCAGCUGCCGGUACGAACACAGCCCCUGUCAACUGCCUCCGCCCUGCUCCGUCGGGGAAGGCUCGGCCUGUGCGGCAUGUGCACCAGACAACCACACCCGCUGUGGGAGCUGCAACCCGGGCUUCGCUCUGACGCAGGGAGCCUGCAGGCCGAUGGUGGCAGACUCCACGGAGAACUACCUCGGGUUUGAAACAGACCUCCAGGAUUUGGAGUUGGGCUACCUACUGCAGAGAGCUGACCGCAGGCUAGAGGUUCAUGCAAUCUUCAUCAGUAAUGACAUGCGACUCAAUAGCUGGUUUGACCCAUCAUGGAGAAAGCGGAUGCUGCUGACGCUGAAGAGCAACAAGUAUAAGUCCAACAUGGUCCACAUGCUGCUGGGAAUAUCCCUCCAGAUCUGCCUUACAAAGAACAGCACCCUGGAGCCUGUCCUUACUCUCUACAUCAACCCUUUUGGAGGGAGCCACUCAGAGAGUUGGUACAUCCCUGUGAAUGAGAACAGCUUUCCAGACUGGCAGGCCACCAAACUGGACCUGCCCUUUGAGUGCUACAACUGGACUCUGACAUUGGGCAACAAGUGGAAGACAUUCUUUGAAACCAUCCACAUCUACCUUCGCAGCAGGAUAAAGACCCAGGAUGGAGUGAAUGACAGUGUUUAUUAUGAGCCUUUGGAAAUGACAGAUCCUGCUCGGAACCUGGGCUACAUGAAGAUCAACAGCAUCCAGGUGUUUGGCUACAGCAUGCACUUUGACCCGGAGGCGAUCCGUGACUUGAUUCUGCAGUUGGACUACCCCUACACUCAAGGUUCCCAGGACACAGCCAUGCUCCAGCUGUUGGAAAUACGAGACCGAGUCAAUCGGCUGUCCCCUCCCGGUCAGCAGAGGUUGGACCUGUUUGCCUGUCUUCUCCGGCACAGGCUCAAACUGACUGCCAGCGAAGUGGUUCGCAUUUAUGCCUCCUUACAGGCCUUCAGCUCACGCCUGCCCAAUUCAAUGGAUUACGAGACCACCAAGCUGUGCAGUUAACAGCUGCUCGAAUGAGAGAUCUGGACUGUAAACGGCUACGAGGAGAACUUUGGGACAUAAGAAUUGUGCCCACGAUGGUACAGAUGCUUACAUUUGUGCUCAGUCUCUGUGGAUUACCAAACUCUGUGGUUAAUCAGGAGACAACCAGCUGUGGACAGCUGAAGAAUGUACUCAUCUGGUUGUUUUGGUUUUUGUUUUGUGGCUACUACCUUCAGUGCUAUAUUAUAAAGAUGGGGUGGAUCAGUGAGGAAAUGCACAAAUGUUUCUCCAGAACAAACUGCAACAAAAAGAAUUCUACAGUAGAAAUAUAUCAGAUACCGCUACAUAAAGUUGAACCAUCCUGUUUCAAUAUGACUGCUCAUUUAUACUGUAAGUACCAAUGCCAAAUGAAUGGACAUUUUAUGGUGAAAAUGGUACAGUCUGUUUGUUUGUAAUUUUUAUAUGUUCCUUUGCUUUAGUGACAGUGCACUUUCCAUGAAGACCAGAAUACAGUGGUGUCAGUCAAGAUUUUGUAGAUAAAUUGGUAUUAAAACAUCAUGUUAUAACAGAA